Molecule: messenger RNA, 864 nt
Organism: Lucilia sericata (common green bottle fly)
Lineage: Eukaryota; Metazoa; Arthropoda; Insecta; Diptera; Calliphoridae
Exons: 3
Coding region: 33-761 (242 amino acids)
Source: RefSeq, a predicted model, not a curated record
UGGAAAGAAUAGUACUAGAACUCUAUUAAGAAAUGUUUAAAUUAUUUGCUGUAAUUUUGUUAUUUGUAGUCUUAACAAAGGGUCGGAUGGAAAAUGAAAUCACUUUCACCACUAAUUCCAACAGCAGAUCAGUAGCUAAUAUCGAUGAAUAUAUCAAUCAAAACCGUCAAAAAUAUGCCAACAUGUUGCAAGAUUAUAACAAUCGUUUGAAUAUUUUUCAAAAAGUUUAUAAUGCACGUUUAGAUGGAAUUGGAAUACAACAGAAUAUGCUAACAGAUAGUAUGCUACAGAAUGAAGGAAAUUUAAAUUCGUUAGAAGGUUCUAAUGAGUCCACCAAAGAAUGUGUCAUCAAAUAUCGGUCUACCCUACCUACAGUAGCGGACACUAAAACAUCUAUUUUAAGUUGUGUAAAUAUAGCCAAAAAUCAGUAUAGCAAUUUGCUAAAUGAACCUGAAAAUACCAAAAUGUAUUUAAUAGGCUAUUAUUACGGUUAUUUCGAUAUAAAGCUUAGAGAUUGUAGCGAGAAUUUGGACAAUACAUCGGUUAAUUACAAUGAUUGUGUUACAAGUGUGAUUAACACUUCAAAUAUUUUUACUACCAGUAAUCAAAAUAAUUUUGAUACACAAAUGUCUGCAGCCGAUCAGUCAUCAAUUGUUAUUAUUAAAACAGCUUUUGAUUGUAGUUUUCAGAUAGAAAAACGUACAAUUUCUUUAAUCGUUGAGGUCAAUAAUUUGAUUAGUAAAUGUCAAUUGGGACUAUAGGAUAUUGGAGAUAAUGCGGGCAAGGUUUUGCCCUUUCUUCUUAUGCCUAUAAUUAAACCAAAAUCUAAAAUUAUUUAAUUCAUUAAUGGUAUAAAUUAAAUAU